AUGAAGAAACAAAAAUAUGCCAUUAAAAAUCCAGAUUCCGACGAAGCGAAGUUUUUCGAUUCAUUAACAAAAGAACAAAAAUAUGGACAUAUUGAUUAUGAUCCAAAGACACUUGAAAAAAUUACGAAGGAUGAUGUUGAUGAAUCAACACAAAAUUUCUUUAAUUCUAUCAAGAAAUACAUCAACAACAGUCAGAGUUUGAUGCGACCUGUCUACACAAUCAUCAUGCAACAAUCUGAUCCGAUUGAAAUCCAUUAUCCGAUUGUUGUUUCUUCUUUCAUUUCUCUUGGCGAAACAUUUAAAGACGCUGUUGAAAAAACAAAAGCAAUUUGGAGAGAAAAGUUUCCACAUAAUGAUUACAACUUGCCAAAGUAUAACAAUGUAUUAUGUAUCAUUAAAUCAUUGUUGUUUGACCACAGAUUGGCUAGAUCCAUUUUAUUCAUCACUAAACACUAUGAAAGUGUUCCAGUUGUUAAUGAAUUCUUGGAUGUUUUAUCUUAUUUCAAGCGAUUCAUUAUCAUCAAUUUAUACGAGAACAAUUUCAAGCAGCCUCGUAAUAUCUACGCCAACAAAUCAUCUCUCCAGAUUUGCGAGCAAUUCAUGAAGGAAAGAUCCAAUGAACAUUUAAUUUUCCUCAUCCAAGGAAAUAAUCCAAGUAUAGAAUUAAACUUGGAUAUCGUCAAUCAACAGAAACCUUACUCGAAUCCUGAUGAUCCAAGUGAUGACUACAAUCCUUACACGCAUAUUGAUGGAUUUUCUGUUCAUCUUAAUCCAAAACAGAUGCCGAGAAUGCAUUUCUUGAUGGUUUGCAACAAAAAAGAUUUGGUAAACAAUGUUCCUCUUUCUAUGCAGGAUAGAUUGAACGCAAUCACUUUGUCUUUUAAUGAUUACAUCAAGAAUUUCGAAGAGUUUGUUGAUGCUCAAGAUACACUCACACAAAAUGAUAAAAACGAACUUAUGAAUAAAUUUGAAAAGUUCAAAUUCGACGCAAUGAGAAUCAGAAAAAUGUCCCCAGGUGAUGAUAAACCUUGUAACCACGAUCUUUCUGAUAUCGAAAAAUACAAUAAAUGUGAUCUUAAUCAAAUUAACGUUUGCUCAAUGAGCUUCACAAAGCAAGAAAUUGCCAUUAGUCCUGAAGUCAAUUUCUACUUGGAAAAAAUUAUCAGCCCAGAUGAACAAAUAAAGAUUGUUUCUCCAAUAACACUUGAAGAUCUUAACAAUACUGGAAAUGCUAUUGAUGGAAUCAUAGUUGUUUGGGAAUUCAAGAAAUCAAACAUUGGAAUUCUUAGGAAGCAAUGGCUUGCAAAAAAGAAGAAAGAUAAGCAGAAGGAAAGUUCGGCGAAAAUUUUGAUUGAGCAUCUUAAAAGAUUCAAAACACCUUUAAUCUUUAAUGGAUUUUCUUCUCAAUACGAGAUAUUGUUUUAUUUGGGAGCAACUGAUGAUCAAUUUUUCCAUAUCGGACUCGAAUCAAGUCAAAACGAUGAAGAAUUAAAGGAAAUAAUUGAUGAAUUCAAAGCAAUUCAUCAUGAUGAAGAAAAAUAUCACAAAUGUAUUGACGAUGAUGAAAUACUUAGAGCAAGGAUCAUUAGAUAUGGAAUGGAACAUUUCACAGAAGCUUAUGUUAAAGAAUAUGAAGAGAAAAUUAAAAAUGACAAAGAUCUUAAAAAAUGUGUAGAGGAAAUCAAAGAGAUUAAAGAUCCUGCAGUUGAAGACAUGCAUUUGAAUUUGAGCGAUUACAUUCAAAACAAGAAAAUGUGUAUUUGUGUCACAAACGAUUACGUGAAUGAUUUCAAAUUCGAAACUGAAUCAAACAUUGAUUUUGUUCUUCAUGAAAUGGUUGCGAAUGAAACUAUGUUGUUCAAUUACAUACAAAAUAAGAACACAAUCAUUUCCAUCUCUCAUCAAGACCAUAACGAAUUGUAUCAUUACACAUCGUUGAUUGAAGAUUUCUUCAAUAAAACAAAAUGUACAAAUCAUGUUGCCAUCGUUCUUCAAGUUAAAGGAACAAAAAUCCCAGAUUACGUUAUUUCGACAAGUAAAUGGCCUGUUUACUGGAUUGAUACCCCAUCAAAGAAUUUUGGAGCAAAUCAAAUUGUUGCAAUUCAUAAGCAAAUCAAAUCUAAAUAUUACGAUCCACUUAAUGAAAUAGUUUUGAGUCACUUGGAAAAUAAACACAAAAAAAUACAAAAAGAACAAAAGGAGAUUCUUCGUGAAUUUGUUCAAAAGUAUAUCCAGGAAAACGCUGGUAAAUGUUUAAAGAAAUUCAACGAUCAAAGUAACAAAGAUCAAAGUAACAAAGAUCAAAGUAACAAAAAUCAAAGUAACAUUCAAAACUUGAACAGAGUUUUCAUUAACUGUUUCUGCAAUACUUUGGAGGAAUUCUAUGAUAAAUUCUAUUUCAUGCUGAAGCGCUAUGAAGAAAUAGCUAAAAACACUGAUAAUACAGGAAAUGCUGAUAAAUUCAAGAAUGAAAUAGAUUUUAUUAAGAUUGUAGACAACAAAAUGAAAUUUUCAGAAUUGGAUUAUCCAACGAAACGAUUCAUUUUGAGCUUGGAUGAACAAGGAAUCAAAGGAAAUAUUGUACAAUCUUUCAAUUCUGCAAAUAAUUUUUCAAGUUUAUCAUAUGUUUUCUGUUACAUAUUUAAUCAUAAUGAUAAUAAUCGAUUUGAAGAUGAAAUUAAGCAAAUGAAAGAAUUCCUUUCUCCAAAGAUGCUUGAAGAAGACAAAUUUACUCCUAAACCAAAAGAUUCAGAAGGUCUAACAGGUAAUGAAAUCAAAGCAAACACGAUUGAUAGGAAGAUUUAUGGCGAAAAUCCUGAUUUGAAAGAUUGCUUUGAACAAGAUGAGACUAAAGACUUGGCAGUAUCGAAAAUUGAUGAUACAAACAAGGCCGAAAUUAGCUCCGAAUACUAUACUUUGAAAGAAAAAAUCCAAGGUAAAAAUCCAAGAAAUUUGAUUUUUGACCUUUUUGAUCAUGAAAUUCAAGCAGGAGAUCGAGCAUACACUGAUCCACAAUUGUUCGAAUUUAUCAAGUACUACAAAGGUAAUUUCUUCAAAGACAUGCUCAAUGAUUUCAAGAAUGAGCAAUCUUUGGAAAAUUCUAAAUUCGUCAACAGUUUCUUCCUUGAAAAUGAAAUUCACUUUGAAGGGCAAGAAGAAAAAGAAGAAAGUGCCAACAAAAAUUUGGCACUUUUCAUUAACGAAAAUUCACAAGAAGCAUUGAUAUUCCACAUUGUAACAGCUAGUGAUAAUAAUUACCAAUCGACAAAGUAUUGUUUGAUGACUAUCAAAUCAUUUGUUACUUAUUAUUUGUUUAUGAACGAGAGUUCUGAACAGAAAAUGAAGUUUUUGGAAAUUUUAGAACAAUUUGUCAAACCUUCUAAAGAAAAAGAAUCAAAAGCAGAAAGAACGAAACACAUUAAGCCAGUUUAUGACUUCUUGGAAAAAUGGAAAGCAAUGUUCAGAUGCCAUCUCGAAGCUCUUUACAUUUUGUGCUUAUCAUAUUCUUAUGAUAAAUUGCUUGGAAUUAAAUCAAAACUCGGAAGGGAUAAUUUGUUUGUUGAAUUCAUUACUGAUUUGGAAAAAUCUGGAAAAACGGAAGAUUCUGGAGAAUUAGUUGAUUUCAGAGAAUAUAUCAAUGAAAACCCUUCACUCAAAGACAGAUCUUUCAAAGAUCAAAUCAAUUCUUAUCUCGAAGAAUUGA
Messenger RNA from Trichomonas vaginalis G3, 3703 nucleotides. RefSeq lists its product as uncharacterized. The annotation marks the transcript as partial. The transcript has a single exon. The record is from RefSeq and is a predicted model, not a curated record. Gene Ontology annotation, molecular function: ubiquitin-protein transferase activity; ATP hydrolysis activity. Lineage: Eukaryota; Parabasalia; Trichomonadida; Trichomonadidae.